Talpa occidentalis (Iberian mole) is the source of this 2368-nucleotide messenger RNA. It is a transcript of the gene NARF, whose product is annotated as nuclear prelamin A recognition factor. The transcript has 11 exons. Gene Ontology annotation, cellular component: lamin filament. Lineage: Eukaryota; Metazoa; Chordata; Mammalia; Eulipotyphla; Talpidae. Gene Ontology annotation, molecular function: lamin binding. The record is from RefSeq and is a predicted model, not a curated record. The coding region runs from base 52 to 1419 and encodes 455 amino acids.
UGGCCGGAGCGUCCCUGGGUGUCCGCCGCGGCCGCCGCGCCGCCGCUCCAGAUGAAGUGCGAGCGCUGCACGCGGAAGGAGUGCAGCAAGAAGUCCAAGACCGCGGACCGCGAGGAUGCGCCCGCCGCGCCGCCGCGCCCGGCCCGGGAGGGCGCAGAGAAGGGAGAGUUCCACAGGCUGGCGGACGUGAAGGUGUUUCUGAGCGACUGCCUGGCGUGUGACAGCUGCGUGACCGCAGAGGAGGGCGCCCGCGUCUCCCAGCAGAACGCCGAGGACUUCUUCCGGGUUCUGAGCCUGAAUAAGAAAUGCGACACCUCGAAGCACAAGGUGCUGGCAGUGUCGGUGUGUCCUCAGUCCCUGCCUUACUUUGCUGCUAAAUUCAGCCUCAGCGUGGCUGACGCAUCCAGAAGACUCUGUGGCUUUCUCAAAAGCUUGGGGGUGCACUACGUGUUUGACACGGCCAUAGCCGCGGACUUCAGCCUCCUGGAGAGCCAGAAGGAGUUUGUGCGUCGGUAUCGGCGGCACAGCGAGGAGGCGCCGGCGCUGCCCAUGCUAACUUCGGCCUGUCCCGGCUGGGUCCGAUACGCGGAGCGGGUGCUGGGCCAGCCCGUCACCCCCCACCUCUGCACCGCCAAGUCACCCCAGCAGAUCAUGGGCUCGCUGGUCAAGGACUACUUCGCCCGGCGGCAGAACCUGUCUCCAGACAAGAUUUUCCACGUCAUUGUGGCCCCUUGCUAUGACAAGAAGCUGGAAGCCCUGGAAGAAGACUUUUCCGGAGCUCUGGGUGGUUCCCGGGGUGCCGACUGUGUGUUGACCUCAGGGGAGAUCGUCCAGCUAAUGGAGCAGAGCGACCUCUCAGUGGAAGAUGCCGCUGUGGACACGCUCUUCGGGGACCUGGAGGGGGAGCCGCGGCGCCACGAUGGCUCCAGCUCCGACGGGUACCUGGCCCACGUCUUCCGUCACGCCGCCAAAGAGCUCUUCGGCCAGGACGUGGGGGAGGUGACCUACCGCCCGCUGAGGAACAAGGACUUCCAGGAGGUGACCCUGGAGAAGGACGGGCAGGUGCUGCUGCGCUUCGCUGCCGCCUGCGGCUUCCGGAACGUGCAGAACGUGGUCUUGAAGCUGAAGCGCGGCAAGUUCCCCUACCACUUCGUGGAGGUCCUGGCCUGCCCCGGGGGCUGUCUCCACGGCAGGGGCCAGGGCCCGGCCCAGGGCGGCCGUGCAGACAAGGCCCUGCUGCGGCAGGUGGACGCCCUCUACGCCAGCGUCCCCGUGCGGGCCCCGGAGGGCAGCAGCCGUGUGCGGGAGCUCUACCAGGAGUGGCUGCGGGGAGCGGAGUCCACCCGUGCCCAGGAGACUCUGCACACCGAGUUCCGGGGCCCCGGGCGCCCGGCCCUCAGCCGGGAUUUCAAGUGGUAAAAGCCCGAGGGCGUGCAGGGCUGCCAGGGGGGCGCUGCCAGGGCGCUGGGCGAGCAGGAGCCCCCGCCCCCUGCCCGCUCUCUCGCGCCCCCUCCCUUCCUCAGUGGAGCGUGGUGCUGUCGUUGGGACCCAGGCCGGGGUGCCGGUGCCAGAGGACACCCGGCUUGGGGAUCCCUGGACCCAAGACGAGAAAAUCCCAAAGAACAGAACGUGCACGGGUCACUGCCGUUAGUUUUCCAAACUCCUAAAAGCAUCUGGCAGAGCUCAGGCUGCAGGUGCCACCCGACCUGGCUCUGCCUGAGUCCUGGAGAGUGCCCGCCAGGGUGGGUGCCUAGGUGGGGCGCCUGGGCCCAGCCCUCCACAGGGCCGCGCCCCCGUACAGGGUGGGCGAGGGCACCGGACACCUCCACAUGCUGUCCUGGGGGCGCAGUGCAGGUGGCCCCUACGCGGGCCUCUUGGUCCCCUCACCUCCCAGCCACCCUCCCUCCACACGCCUGCGCUGGGCCACCUGCCCGUGCUGUGGGGGGAGGCGGGGAGUCGACCCCAGCAGUAGGCAGCAGGGCAGCAAGGCUGGAGCCAGAGGUGGCUGGCCGGCUCUGGGGAGCUGAUGGGCACGGCCCCUCCCUGUUCUGCCCCCUGGGCUGAUAACUGGAUUCUUGUGUGAAAUCAUGUAUUUUUUGCUUUGGGCCUGCACAGCCGGGCCCUCCGGGCUCACUGAGCACGGAAUAAACAGUGGAAGCGAGUGUGUGUGUGUGUGUGUGUGUGUGUGUGUGUGUGUGUGUGUGUGGCUGCCGCUGCCAGCCCUGUCCCUCCCUCGGCCACAGGAGCAGCAGCACCGUGCCCCGUCCCCGGAGGAGACGCUUUGGGUGCUGCAUGGCCAGAGGCAGGGCUUGCCAGGACUCCCUGCGCAGGCCCGUGGGGUCCGCAUGGAAGGGCAGAGCCUGGCCCC